This is a messenger RNA of Danio rerio (zebrafish), 2770 nucleotides long. NCBI's taxonomy places the organism in Eukaryota, Metazoa, Chordata, Actinopteri, Cypriniformes, Danionidae. The record is from RefSeq and is a predicted model, not a curated record.
CUUUUUUCAGCGCUGCUCAGGAUGGACCAAUGCUAGUCUUUGUGAUGACUGCACAACUAUAUAUUUUAAUUUUGAUUAAUAUUACAUUUAAGAUUUUUUAAAACAAUCUGAUUAAACUAAAAGUCUAGACAAGUAAACCGCUCUUUAAGAGAAUUUUUAAAAAGCAAAAAUUAUGUAUUUUUUUCUUAGGCGGAAAUAGACGUGACUGUCUCCUGUGGAGGAACUUUAGCGUUAUUUUCACACAUUACAAUCGUAACACAAGUUUGACUUUUGUUGUUUUUAAUCACUAUUCGCUGACAACAGGUCGUGCAUUACAAGAAAAAGCUGCUGUUUUGUAAUAAAGUAAUUUAAAGUAAACAUUUUGACUUGGUUUAACUUGCUAAUAGCUAACAACGUGCAAAACUAGCCAAUUGUGCUAAAAACAUUAGCGUUUUUGUUUACGUUUUAAAAUUAAAAUUUCUCACAUUCUGUUUUUAAAGCUGCUUAUGUUACAGUAACGUUAAGUUAUAUAAUGUGAAAGACGUCCUUUGCAACAGAUUGAAGUCUGUAACGUUAGAUGAAGUGGAAUCAACAGUUAGCGUGCUUCUUUUUAAAACAUUAAUGUUUGUGAUAAAAUGGAUAUUUUGAUCAAUGAAAUCAUCAAUAAAAUGAACAAUAACAUCAGCGGGCUGCAAUGUAAUCUAUAUGGCGAAGAUGGUUCAGAAGCAUCUAGGGUCCCGGUGCUUGACUCAGAAUGUCCACCUGUGAGCCCAACCAAGAGAAAACACCAUGAAAACAAAGACUCCGACAAAGGACAAAUGAACAAAAUGAGAUGUUUAUUUGCAUCACAUCUGACAAAUCCAAAUGAAAGCACCGCAAAUCAAGAGUCAUGGAAUGUCAGUUCACAUGGACACAGUGGUCUGAGUGGUCUCCAUAGCCAUCAUGUAUUUGCACCUUUCCCCAUUUUUGCGUUUGACCGACCCUUUGAGAUGAACCAACAAAGCUUACAUCCUACUAGUAGCAUGCUUCCUACACCCGGUACCACCACAAAACAGCAACAGAAUCGUCCAUCUGUAAUCACCUGUGCACCUGCCAGCAACCGGCCUUGCAGCCUGUCCAGUUGCCACAUGUCCCCUGAUAGCUGCACAUCUGGAUCCGCCAACAAGACCAACGCAAACAAUGUGUGUGACCCUGUAAUUGAGGAGCAUUUCCAUCGCAGUCUGGGGGACAUCUAUAAGGAGGCCUUGCCUAUUUCGAACUCUGUGUCCACAACAGGCUCAGUUGAUGACCACUUCACUAAAGCACUGGGGGACGCCUGGUUACAGAUCAAAGCCAAAGGCAAUAGUGGAACAGCACCCAAUCAUGUUGGUCAGUCUUAAAUAACUCAAGACAAACAUUAACUGGACCCACUUUACAUUAGAUGGCCUUAACAAAUAUGUACUUACACUGUAAUGAAUCAUUUGUUAAAAUGUACUUAUUGUGUAAAUACAUUACCUUAGCCCACCAUUAAACCAAACCUGUCCCUAACACCUCCAGAGCACCAGAAGUGUUCUGCAAUACUUUGAUUUUGAAUUAUGAACACAGAUAGUAUGUUGUAUUUAUUUUUUUAAUUCAAGUCAAGGCCAUCUAAUAUUAAGUGGGACCAGUUUACUGGUUCAUAUAAACCCACAACAGAGGUGUAGAACCAGAACCUUCAAAGCCUGACCCUGAAUGCUGCAUUUAUAUCAAUAAUAUUCACCAUUUUUAUCUGUUUAACUUUACUGAACAAGUUAAGAUCCAACUUUUCAGUUUUCAAAGCAAAAAUAGUUGGAUUCUCUCACUUUACAACCUAAUGCAUGGAUCUAAAAUACUGAUACCAGUGUCUGAACAAGUGCUGGAAAUCCGAGAAGAGUAUGGCUGCGCUAUCACUUGCCCUAUCGAGUGCAUGUGUCUGAGCGUGCACGUGCAAGUCUGCAGCCAGACACUUUUGGGGAAUCCUUCAAAAUGCUGAAUUUUAGUUCUAGUGUUUUCAAGCUUUCAGAAGUGGUUAGAUUUUGUAUUAACAGGGUUUCCGUGGGGUCUUAAAAUAUAUUACAUUUCAAAAACUACAUUUUAGGCCCUAAAAAGUUUUAAAUCCAUUGAAAUAUGUUGUUUUAGGUUAUAAAUCAUUUUAAAAGGGUCUUAAUUUUUUGGUUUGUCCAUGUACGGUUACCCAAUCGGUCCAACCCCAAAAAAAGCUUAACAAAAGUCAAAUUUAUUAACUCUUUUUAGCAUUAUGGUUUGAUUCUAUUCUUUACAUCCUCACAAUGACAUUUGUUUAAAAGUUCUCUAUAUAUUUAUAGCUUACCCUGUGAGAACACUCACCUGGACAGACUGUUGUUCAUAAAUUUAGUUUGUUAUAAUUUUUUAAAACUUUUUUUUUUAAGAAAAACAAAAGUGUAUGUGAGUUUGCUUGUUUUGACACAUUGAAAAUAUGUGACUUUGAAAUAUCUAAAUUAGAAUUUUAAAGGGGCAAGUAAAAAUCUUUUCCAUUGGCCUAAGUCAAUUGUUUUCCCAGCCUUUGUUUCUUUAUCACUGUAAAGGCUGAUUUAUACUUCUGCGUCAAACGCCGGCGUAUGCUACGGCGCUGACGCAUAGCCCGUGGCUGUCAGCGUCGCUGACUUGCACCUCUCAAAAAAUGUAACUACACGUCGCAACGAUUGGUUGGCUUGGUAGCGCUGACGAGUCUGGGCGGGACCGAGAGCCGCGUGAAUGGUGCGAGCCUGAUGGAGCGAUUGUUUACAAGUGUGGAGUCCCGUGAGGGGACUCCAGA